CUUGAAAUUUUAAUCUGUACAAUAUUUGUCAAAUUAACUUUUUAAAUGUAGUAUAUUAUUUUUCAUGGCUAAACAUCCAUCUUAUUCAUUUAGCCUAGAUUCUAAAACGCUCUUCACAUCUUCAGACGAUUCUGAAAAUUAUGAUUUAUUAUCAGAAAAAUUGUGGAAGGAUAGGAUUUUCCUAAAAUGUGUUAAAUCAUUAUCAGAUUAUAUAGUAAUACCAAGGAGCAAACUUGAGAAUUUAUCAAGAAAUUUAGUUCCAGCAGAGUUACAGAUUCAAGCUUUGUUUGAAAUAUUAUGUAACCAGAAGCUACACUAUAAUAACCCCUUGAAAUAUAAUAAAUCAGUAGCAACUAAAAGUUAUUACCUUAAAUCACUCGGAUUAGACCUGUCACUUGAACUUGACCAGCUAAUUGACGAGUCUGGAACAUCAUUUGACCACUUAAAAGUACCUCAGCACCGGACUUACAUGCUACCAGCCAGAUAUAUUGAUGCGAAACAUAACUUAGAUACCAACUUUAAAGCACUAGUUUCAAAGUCAUUUAAACUCCUACACACUCACUGGGAGAGGACUGGUGUUAUAUCGGAUGGAGAUGUGGGAUUGGAAGUUGAUAAGAAGUAUAAUACAAUAGCAAAAAAUACACUUGGAAAGAACAUAGGCUGUACGGCAACACCUUACUUACCACUUGAAGGAUGUAACAUUUUAAAAGGACUAAGGAGAAUUUUUAAUAAAAGACCGAGUCCAUUUAUGAUAAAUUCUGGUUCUAAUACGUACAUUUGUAAUAAUAUUCCAUCAUUCACAUUCCUAUUCAAGGUUAAACAGACCCUUGAUAGAUACGGAGUUGCCGUGGUUAGAAAUGUGUUCUCAAAAGACCAAAUCCGUGAAAUUAAAUCUAAACUAUACAUUAAAUCCACAUUGGCCAGAGAAAAUGCAUUUAAAAUUCUAGAGAAGGACCCGAAUGUAUCAGCACUUAAAUUUACAAGAGGAAGAAUCAACUGUGUUAUUAGAGGGACAAGUUUCAAUGACUCUCUGUCACCAAUUCAGUCAUUCUGGAUGCCAUUUGUAUACUACUUAAUGAAAAGAGACAAGAGAAUAUUCUUAUCAAAUCUACAACUCAUAUCUUCAGACUCGAUGAGCUUUGUGGAGCCAUGGCAUAGGGAAAAUAAGAGGUCUGGAAUCAGUAUUGUAGUACCACUUCAAGAUACUAAUAAAUCCAACGGACGAAUGCAAUUUCUACCAGGAACUCAUAAUGAACCUUCAAGACUAAAUCCAUACACCUGUGGCCCUGUUGGAGUUGACUUGAAUGAAGGAGACGUACUAAUAUACAACUCAAGUAUACUUCACAGAAAUACAAUAAAUGAGAGUAAUGUGUGUCAGUCAAUGGUAGUUUUUAGCUAUGAUCAUGUGGAUACACCACCACCAGGUCAAGGAGUUGUAAAAUACCUAUUGGAUAACUAUUACGGCAAUGCUAUAGUUAAUUUAAACCGCUUAUUCAUGCAAAAGAAUAUAAAUUUUAAAUGAAAAUAAAUUUUAAAUAACAAGAAUUUAAUGUGGAAGGAGGCUGGGGAUGUCAUUUUACA
Theileria parva strain Muguga is the source of this 1581-nucleotide messenger RNA. Its product is annotated as Phytanoyl-CoA dioxygenase (PhyH) family protein. The transcript has 12 exons. NCBI's taxonomy places the organism in Eukaryota, Apicomplexa, Aconoidasida, Piroplasmida, Theileriidae. The record is from RefSeq and is a predicted model, not a curated record. The coding region runs from base 65 to 1522 and encodes 485 amino acids.